Molecule: messenger RNA, 1204 nt
Organism: Schistocerca piceifrons (Central American locust)
Lineage: Eukaryota; Metazoa; Arthropoda; Insecta; Orthoptera; Acrididae
Product: U-reduvitoxin-Pr21-like
Exons: 9
Coding region: 74-1018 (314 amino acids)
Molecular function (GO): peptidase inhibitor activity; protein binding
Source: RefSeq, a predicted model, not a curated record
CGCGUGGGACGUCCGGUCGGCAGUCAUAUUCGCACAGCAUUAGCGGCAGCAGGCAGAAGCAGCACCAGCAGACAUGAAGGUCACACUAGCGAUUGCAGCGGCGGCCUUGUUCGUCGCCAUGGCAACCACAGUGGACGCCGCAUCGGAGUGUACUCCAGGAACCACGAAGAAGGAAGACUGCAACACUUGUAGAUGCACUCCAACAGGCGUCUGGGUCUGCACGCGCAAAGGGUGUGUUACGAAGAGAGAGGCAGAGGAGUCGCCCAUCGUGAAACGGGAAGCCCAGAGGUGUACACCCAACUCGACCUUCAAGAAGGACUGCAACACGUGCACGUGCAACAGCAGUGGAACGUCCGCCAUCUGCACCCAGCUGGGAUGUCUCAGCCGCGGCCGUAGACAGUGUACUCCAGGAGCCAAGAAGAAGGAAGACUGUAACACUUGUACGUGCACUGCAACAGGCGUCUGGGCCUGCACGCGCAGGGGAUGUAUUACGAAGAGAGAGGCAGAGGAGUCGCCCAUCGUGAAACGGGAAGCCCAGAGCUGUACACCCAACUCGACCUUCAAGAAGGACUGUAACACGUGCACGUGCAACAGCAGUGGAACGUCCGCCAUCUGCACCCAGCUGGGAUGUCUCAGCCGCGGCCGUAGACAGUGUACUCCAGGAGCCAAGAAGAAGGAAGACUGCAACACUUGUACGUGCACUGCAACAGGCGUCUGGGCCUGCACGCGCAGGGGAUGUAUUACGAAGAGAGAGGCAGAGGAGUCACCCAUCGUGAAACGGGAAGCCCAGAGCUGUACACCCAACUCGACCUUCAAGAAGGACUGCAACACGUGCACGUGCAACAGCAGUGGAACGUCCGCCAUCUGCACCCAGCUGGGAUGUCUCAGCCGCGGCCGUAGACAGGUGAAUUGCACUCCUGGAACGACCUUCAAGGACAAGUGUAACACCUGCCGCUGCAGUUCCAAUGGCAGGAGCGCCGCCUGCACCUUGAAAGCGUGUCCCCCUGGCUCGUAUUAACCAGCGUUCCUUCGUGAAGGUGACUGAUUGUCCGAGAAGUUCUCUGCGGUUAAAUGGAAAUAACGCCAUUUCUGUGAUGCAGAAUCUCUGCAGCGAAUUAUCUUCAUCUAUUUCCAAUUUGUCUUUUGUAAUUUUCUUAUCGUCUUCAAACAUGAAAAAUAAACAUAGUGAUUGUAACCCAUGUAA